UGCGCAGACGUUUUACGCACGCAAGCGCGCUAGGCACUCUAUACUUACCGCAAAAAAAAAACGAGACCACCCAUCACCAUAUACAUCCGCCCAGUCAUGCUUGAGUAUCUGGCCUCGUCUGACCAUCUGUCAGCAGUAAACCCGAAAUGUGGAAACGCUAUUGACGGAACUAACGGAAUUUCUCAGCGCCCAGAAAAGAACGAUACAAUCCAAUUCGUGACACAGAAUUCAACCGCGUAUUAAAUUUGAACUAAUAAAAGAAGAAAGAAACAUUUAAUAGAGCUGAUGGAAGGCUCAUCGAAGACGAGCAGACACGAAAGCGAUUUCAAUUACGCCGUGCAAGUGACUCGCGUUAUCCUACGGAUGAUCGGCGCGUGGCCGAUUCCCAAUUACGCUUCCAUUGUGGAAAGAAUCGCGACCCGCUUAAAAAACAUCAUUUGCUACUUUCUAUUCGCGUUCAUCAUCGUGCCGGGUCUCCUGCGGGUAUUCCUGAAGGAACAUGAGUUCAAACGUAGAGUCAGAUUGCUCGCGCCGAUCCUAAAUUGUUGGAUGGGUUGCUUGAAGUACAGCUUGCUCCUGUACCACGCGAGAGAGAUCCAAUCUUGUCUGAAUCAAGCGUGGCAGGAUUGGAGUGAUGUGGGCGAUUGGGACGAUCGGAAAGUGAUGCUGUCCAAAGCAAAAUUAGGCCGGAAGUUUGCGAUUUAUUCCGCUGUCUUUAUGUACGUCGGUGGAUUGUCUUACCGCACUCUCGUGCCGCUCUCAAAGGGUCGUAUGCUCACGCCGAUGAACAUCACGGUGAGAGCGUUGGCCUGUCCGAGCUACUUCAUCAAGUUCGAUGGAGAGGUCUCGCCCGCAUACGAAAUCGUCUUCACUCUGCAGUUCUUCGCAGGAUUAAUCACGUAUUCGGUAAGGGUCGGCGCAGCCGGAUUAGCCGCGUUUUUCAUCAUGCACGUUUGCGGACAACUGGGCGUUUUAAUCGGCAAGCUGCAACGGCUCAAUGAUAUGCCCAAUGAUCGUGAAAUCGCGAUAUUGCUGGCUGAUAUCGUGGAGCAUCAGAUAAAAGUGAAAAAUUUCCUGAAACAAGUAGAGAAAACUAUGCGAUAUGUAUGGUUAGUGGAGAUAAUGGGCUCUGCUAUGCUCUUGUGUCUUUCGGGAUACUACAUUAUUAUGGAAUGGGAGAAUAGUAAUUCAACAGCUAUGUUAACUAUGUCUGUAAUGCUUACAUCUUUCACCUUUUCUAUUUUUACUAAUUGCUACGUUGGUCAACGGUUGACAGAUCAGAGCAUCAAAGUUGGGAUAACGACGUCCACGAUGAAUUGGCAUCACUUUCAAUACAAAAGGGCCCGCACUUUAGUCCUGAUAAUGGUAGUUUCCAAUAUUCCGGAGAAAAUCUCGGCAGGAAGGAUUGUAGAAAUGUCCCUACCUACAUUCAGCAACAUCGUUAAAACAUCGAUGGCAUACUUUAAUCUGCUUCGAAAAUUCACAUAAUUGUAAAAUAAUGAUCAACAAUAUAGUAGAUUAUUAAUCUGUAAUUAAUACUAUUUGACUGCAUAUCAUUGGGCUGAAUGAAUGAGAUAAGCAACCAAUUUAUUUUAAUCUUCAUCUUUCCCUUUCCUUUUCAUGA
This is a messenger RNA of Vollenhovia emeryi, 1624 nucleotides long. RefSeq names its product odorant receptor Or2-like. The record is from RefSeq and is a predicted model, not a curated record. Bases 286 to 1488 code for a protein of 400 amino acids. The transcript is spliced from 5 exons. Gene Ontology annotation, biological process: detection of chemical stimulus involved in sensory perception of smell; sensory perception of smell. Gene Ontology annotation, molecular function: olfactory receptor activity; odorant binding. Gene Ontology annotation, cellular component: plasma membrane. NCBI's taxonomy places the organism in Eukaryota, Metazoa, Arthropoda, Insecta, Hymenoptera, Formicidae.